AUCAUGGCAUUAAUUUAAGUUGGCAAGCUCUUAUGGUAAAUGAAAUUCGCAGGCUUCAAAAAUUCGGAUCAUACAGCGAAUUAUUGGGGAUUCUCAAUCUUUCCUUCGGCACCUAGAAUCAAAACUAAUUUGCUUAAGUUAGCUAAUCACUGCAUCGAGUUUGUUAAUCAGAGAAGCGCAACAAUAGCAGGAGAAAGGGAAGAAAGCAUCUUUCAUCCAGUGAAAUAUAAUUCUAGUAUGCUGGCUCUAAAUUUUGUGAGUCUUAAUUAAGCAUUAUUGGGUUUAUGUUUUACAGGAGCUGUAUCCGUUCAGGAGAAUGUGACCAUGACUAAUGAUUUUACCGUGGUAAUGCAGGAAUGGAUGGUGACAACCAAAGUGCUUAUGCUAAAACUGACUCACAAUGCUGGAGAAUGGGUCUUGAAGGGAGUAUAUCAACACUCUGAACCCAAGCGUUGACACUUUUGUGGUCAGGACCAGCCCAGCCCACCAGUUGAGUUGUAGGUUCCAAACAAUCCCAAUGUAUCUAUGUAACUUUACCCCUGUUGUUUUAAGUAGAACCUCCGGGUCUAAGCGGCUGAGUGAUGCUCCUUGAGAGACUAGGCUUUUGGUGAUAUGGUUUAAGAUGAUUGUAAUGCUCCAUUGCUACCUGACGAUGACUGUGUACCUUCUUUUUUUUUUUUGAACAAACCAGAAAAGAGGUGACUCUGUACUUCUGUUAUUGUUAUAGUGGCUAUUUUGAUCUAGAUAAGGUCCCGUAGUUUUUCCCAAUUUGGAUUUUCCAUGAAAGAAUCUUGGUGUUAUUUAUUGCUUUUGCAGUUAGAUUCCUGUAAUUGAGUGCACAAGGGUGGGAAAAUUGAUUCUGGGUAUUCUGCUAUAAUUCCGCAAGAGCCAUGUCCUGUCACGGUCACAUUCAUGAAAAUUGAACACCAUCUCUUGUGGUCAAGCUUCAACAAACUGCUGCAACACUGGUAUUAUUGUUCAUAUAUCUUAAGCAAAAUCUAACCGGUGAUACUUUAGUCCAUAAUCAGAGUCCAAGAUUUACCUUCUAAAAAGCAUUCAAGCUUUACUUACUGAAGCUGCUUUUUUCAUGCUUCUUUGUGCAUUAAGGUUUGAUCACCAGAACUUCACUCGUACGUAGAUAAACAGACUACCAGAGUUUGCCACCAAGGACAAGAAGAAAGCUCAUUCUGUAGGGAGCACUCCACUCUGUCUCAUCUUGUUUUUAUGCUCAAUGUCUCGUAUUCUUUUCCUUGCUGUUCCAUAACACUACACAUCAAGCAUGUGUUCAUGUGUUCACAUCAAGAAACAAGAUGAACUUGU
Rubroshorea leprosula is the source of this 1320-nucleotide messenger RNA. NCBI's taxonomy places the organism in Eukaryota, Viridiplantae, Streptophyta, Magnoliopsida, Malvales, Dipterocarpaceae. The record is from the annotation of a GenBank genome assembly.